AUGAUACCUAUCGGAGAGACUCAAGAUGGUCGUGCUGAUAUGACCAAUUUUGAGAUGGAUCUAUUUGAUACAAAGAUAAAUUCAUAUGCUCUGGAAAAGGAAGAAAGUGAACAGUGUUGUCAACAUAGUAUCAUUAAACCAGCAUGCGUUCCGGUAUCGAUUAUAUCAUUAUUUAUUUUUUUAAUUGUGUUUUUCCCAUUAUUCAAUGAAGACGGCUUUGAUACGGGAUCUGUUCGUUACGACCGGAAUGGUUAUUGUACCGAUCAAUGCAGAGUGCAGUUGGUUGAAACUAUACCAUCGAUUUUGAUUUUUGACAAUAGUAGCCUUACGAGUUUAUCAACAUACGAAGUCUGGAAAAAAUUGUUGGAUGAUGCACAAGUUUCAAUUGAUGUUGCGUCCUUCUAUUGGAAUCUCCGUGAUCCUGUAGCACAUUCGACUUCUUGGCAGGGAAAUGAUACAUUCGAAAGAUUUAUUGCAUCUGCUGAGCGUGGUGUGCGGAUACGAAUAGCACAAAAUCAACCAACCACAAUAUUUCCACAACUCGAUUCGAAAUAUUUUGCUGAGAAUGGUAAGACUUAA
This is a messenger RNA of Brugia pahangi, 579 nucleotides long. NCBI's taxonomy places the organism in Eukaryota, Metazoa, Nematoda, Chromadorea, Rhabditida, Onchocercidae. The record is from the annotation of a GenBank genome assembly.